GCAUAAGUUUUUUUUUUUUGCAGAAAGCUGUCACGAUAAAUCUUGGUUGGUGGAAAAUCGAUUAGAGCCGUCCGGAGGAGCCAUGGCGUCGCUUUGCUCUGCGAUGUUGCUUCCUUCUCCAUCGCUCGAUGUUUUAGUGUUUCUACCUCCGACGAAGAUUUCCUCUUUUUCUUCGGUUCACGGCUCGCGCUCGCUUGCCUGCUCUUCGUCUCGUAUCCAUGCUUUCCCCUCCGUUCGCUUUUCAAUGCCUCCUCGUCGGUGUCCGAGUCUUCGGAUGGCCAGAAGAGCGAGUAAUCAGCUGCAGGUUGUGGCUAUGGCCCCCGAGGAAGAGAAGCUUACUCGUCGCAAUCCUCUCGAUUUCCCAAUUGAGUGGGAGAGACCUAAACCAGGGAGGAGACCUGAUAUAUUCCCAAAGUUUAGCCCAAUGAAGACACCAUUGCCACCUCCAAUGCCUUAUGAUCCACCAGAAGAAGAUGAAGAAGAGGAAGAGAAGAAAGAAGAGGAAGAAGAAAACCCAGACCAAGAAGAAGAGGAACAACCCGAGAAGCAGAAUUUUUUAUAGUUUGAGAUAAAAGAAAAAAAGAUCUAAGAGCUUUUCUGUUUUGAGUUUUGUAGUGGUUUUUGUUGGAGGAGCAAAAAGAAAAAUCAAUCUUUUCUCACAUUUAGUUGCUAGAUUUAAUAUCUCAUUACUCGUGUUACUAUGUUUUGUGUAAUGUUACAUUUUCGAAAUCCUAUCGUUUACACUAUCAAUCACACGAUAAUGUCUAUAAGUGAAAAUAAGAAAAGGUUACGGGUCAACUGUUUACAUGAAUUGGGAUUAUA
Messenger RNA from Thlaspi arvense, 822 nucleotides. The record is from the annotation of a GenBank genome assembly. NCBI's taxonomy places the organism in Eukaryota, Viridiplantae, Streptophyta, Magnoliopsida, Brassicales, Brassicaceae.